AGUCGUCUCCAGCUGGUAUCUGCAGAGCAUUAGAUACUCAGGAGUUAUCUAGUUCAAACAAGUUAUUAUCGUUGUCACAUUCCAGUAUUGAGCCGCAGCGAUGGAAGCAUUGAAUUUAGCAGAGAGCGACGACAGGGGUGGAGGGGAAGUGAAGGCUGAAUGUGUGACUGGAAGCACAGAUUACACAGGGGUGAAGCCGAAGGCGAGACUCAGCAGAAGCUGCGACAUAGAAGAGAGGAAGACUUUAUUUGAGAUGACCCAGGAGGAAAAAGACAGACUAUCCAACAUGAAGGAGGAAGUGGAGGAAUGUGAGGAGAGGCAGAGUGUGAAAAUGGAGAGAGAAGAUGGUGUGAUAGAUGACAAGGGACUCAGGAGAGAGCAAGAAAAACCAAGGGAUGAACAGAAGGGGAAGGGUGGAGCUUAUCUAACCUGUCAGACUCACAAAUUUGAGAUUGGAGUGAAAUCAGAAUACGAUCAACAGGACAUGGAGGAGGUGUCCAAUCUGGUCACUGCCUGCCUGCGGAAUCAGCCAAGAGUGGUGAUUUGCCGACUAAAAAUCACAGAUAUUUCAGCUCCCGAGUCACGACCUCUUUGUCCCGUGGCCAGUAAGGACCACAGAGUGAGAUCUCCACGGAGAUGGUGUGAGGUCUCCGCACUGGAGAGGAAGUGUUCACCGAGGCAGAAGGGCCAGGUGAUGACCUGUAAGAGAAAGAUAAUUGGCCAGCUGGCGAGACCUCAAAAACACCAGUCGGCUUCAUCAGAGAACGGGCUCUGUCUUGAAGCUUCCCAUAACCCUUCUGUCAUCGCCACAAGGAACCAAAACACAGGACAAACUGUUGAGGCAUCGCCUGAGGUCUUUUCCUGCUCCCAGUGCCCAUUUGUUCACACAGAGGAAGUGAAUCUUCACCAGCACUUGGAAAAGGUUCACGCAAAGGAGCUGAGAGAGACUCUGGUGUCUGGAAGGAGUGAAGCUGAGGACCCAUCCAACAGCAGAACAACUCAGCGCUCCAAAGCCCCCGAGACACUCCCCGUCCCAACACAGUCCCACACAGGCGCUACAGGGGCCCACAGAUGGUCGCAGCGUGGGAAGAGCUUCAAAGUCAAAUCACCACUGUCUGGACACCAGCGGACUCGUUCAAGGAAACGACCGUACCAGUGCUCCCAGUCCACUGUUACCUUCAUGGAAGAGUGUAAGCUUGCCUCUCUGUCCCACCCCCCCAUUAGAACGAUGGCGGAUUCCACCAAGUUGACUCACUCCAACAGCCAAUCACAAUCCUUGCCUGACUCUAUGAAGGGUUUAAGCUCCGCCUCUUCAGUCGGAGACGUGAAGGUUGAAUCUGUGAUUGGAGGCACGGAUUACGCAGCGGCGGAGACAAACGCAAGAUCGAACGGAAGUGAGGACUUGGAAGAGAGGACGGAGUGGAAGACCGUGUAUGAGAUGACGGAGGAAGAGAAGGACACGCUAUGUAACAUGAAGGAGGAAGACGAGGAGGAGGAUAAAGAAGAAGAAGAGGCGGAGGAACGUGAGGAGAAGCACAGCGUGAAAAUGGAGAGGGAAGACGGUGUGACAGACACUGAGGGACUCGGGGGUGAGCGGGAAAAACUGAGGGAUGAAGAGAAGGGGAACAAACCUCCUGAGGCACUCCCCGCCCCAUUGCAGUCCCACACGGGCACCCUAGGGGCCCACAAAUGCUCGGAGUGUGAGAAGACCUUCAAAUCCAAGUCACGGCUGACGGUGCACCGGCGCACCCAUACAGGGGAACGUCCGUACCAGUGCUCCCAGUGCGGAGCGAGUUUCGGCACCUCGGGCAAUCUGAUGUCGCACCAGCGGUCUCAUACGGGCGAACGCCCGUACCAGUGCUCCCAUUGCGGGAAGAGCUUCAUCCACUCGUCGCACCUGGUAACGCACCAGCGGACCCACACCGGGGAGCGUCCCUACCACUGCGCCUGGUGCGGGCGGAACUUCCGCUACCUCACCUGCCUGAAGGAGCACAAGCUGUCCCACACGGGGGAGUCCCCGCACCGCUGCUCCGAGUGCGGCAAGACCUUCCGCCGCCUGUCCCGCCUGGUCACGCACCAGCGCAUGCACACGGGCGAGCGUCCGUACCGGUGCUCCCAGUGCGGCAAGGGCUUCAUCAGCUCCACGUCCCUGAUCACGCACCAGCAGAUCCACUCCGGGGAGCGCCCGUACCACUGCUCGCAGUGCGAGAAGACUUUCAUUCGCCCCGCGCACCUGGCCAUUCACCAGCGCGUCCACACCGGAGAGCGUCCGUACCACUGCUCCUGGUGCGAGAAGAGCUUCGCCCACUUGACCUGCCUGGAGGUGCACCAGCGGAGUCACACGGGGGAGCGGCCGUUCCACUGCUCCCAGUGCGGGAAGGACUACAAGUCGAAAUCGGGAUUGAUAGUCCACCAGCGAACUCAUACUGGGAAACGCCCGUACCUCUGCACCCAGUGCGGGAAGAAAUUCGUCCACCCAUCACACCUGAUCACACACCAGCGAAUUCAUACUGGGGAACAGCCAUACCACUGCUCUCAGUGUGGGAAGAGUUUCAACACCUCAGGUAACCUGAUUGUACACCAACGAUCUCAUAGCGGAGAACGCCCAUACCAGUGCUCCCAUUGUGGGAAGAGCUUCACACGCUCAUCACAGAUGAUCUCACACCAGCGAAUCCAUACAGGGGAGCGUCCAUACCACUGCACCCAGUGUGGGAAGAACUUUGGGUACUUAAGUUAUCUGAAGGUGCACCGACGAACUCACACAGGGGAAGCCCCGUACCAGUGUUCCCAGUGUGGAAAGAGCUUCAAAACAACAUCUGGAUUGAGAGUCCAUCAGCGAAUCCAUACAGGGGAACGCCCAUUCCACUGCUCCCAGUGUGGGAAGAAUUUCAUGCGCUCAUCACAACUGAUCUCACACCAGCGAAUCCAUACAGACGAAUAUCCGUACCACUGCUCCCAGUGUGGGAAGAACUUUAGGUACUUAAAUGGUCUGAAGGUGCACCAGCAAAAUCACACGGGUGAAUCCCUGUACCAGUGCCCCCAGUGUGGAAAGAAGUUCAAAGCGAAAUCAGAAUUGACAGUCCAUCACCGAAUCCAUACGGGGGAACGGCCAUACCACUGCUCCCAGUGUGGGAAGAGCUUUAAAUCAAAGUCAGAAUUGACAGUCCACCAGCGAACUCAUUCAGGGGAACGGCCAUUCCACUGCUCUCAGUGCGGGAAGAAUUUUGUCCGCUCCGCACACCUGAUCACACAUCAGAGAAUCCAUACAGGGGAGCGUCCGUACCACUGCUCCCAGUGUGGGAAGAACUUUGGACACUUAAAUAGCCUGGAGGUGCACCAGCGAAGUCAUACAGGGGAGCGGCCAUACCACUGCUCCCAGUGUGGGAAGAACUUUAAAGCAAAAUCUGUAUUGACAAUACACCAGCGAACUCAUACAGGGGAACGCCCGUACCACUGCACCCAGUGUGGGAAGAACUUCACACAGUUAAAUGGUCUGCAGAAACAUCAGAAGGUUCAUACGAAGUAGCAUCCAUACCAGGGACCGCUGUGUUUGAGUAUUAGUCGGCUAUGUGUUUUGAUUCUGUGUUAGCGUGACCAUACAGGUUCAUUUUCUGAGACUAUGGAUGCAGGACAGCAAUGCUUUUGGCAUCGUGUUGGUCUCGGUGUGGGAACACCUCUCUUCUGCAACAGGGCGACUUGCACUUCCUGCCAGUCGUGAAUGGUUCUCGGUCGACUCAACCAAAGAGCUUCUCCCACCCCAGCUUCCCAGUGGUGGAACGACAGUUGUUCCUCUAUGAGCCGCGCAGACUGCUCAGUGGUUUUGAAGAUGCAUCUUUUCGUGUGAAGUCUGUUCCGUGACUAACUGUAAAUCCACUCCUCUCCAGGGUUACUCACAAUCUUGUACCACUGUCAAGUAACUCCUUUAUCUUCAUCGUGGCGUGGUAUCUUUUUAACAUACAGUAUCGCUUGCAAUCGUGCCUCACUCCCUAGUUAUGACACGCUAUAACUUUACUGAACGCCUAUGCUUUCUGUGUGUACUGCACCUUGACGUUCAUGGAUAUGGAUAACUGAUACUCUAUGAUAAUUGUACCAUAUACGACCUGCAUUCUUUAGUUCCAGUGACCUUCAAUAUGCAUGUGUUGUACAUCAUUUAGAAUAACAGCCAACUAAAUAUGUAACGGAACAUAUACAGCCUUUUUGGCCUUUAUCAGGGAACACGCAUCAUUAGUGACCAGCCAGCUUUGAAUUGACUUCUGAGUGGGAGCAGAAAUUCUUCCCGGUCAGAUCGCCUAUUAUGGAAUAUUUUCCCUAUUAAUCCUAUGUAUCAGUAUUAAACAAUGAUGUGACUGAUGGGAUGAGACCACGCCCAGAAGGAAGGAGGAGCCGAGGCCAUCACAAGCGUGUAUGAAGGGAGUGUGCAGGGUGGAUCGUUGGGUUGUUCCACGGACACCACUGCGUUUGUCACUGCAUUAUAUCUCAUUGGAAUAAAAGCCUAUUAUUCAAUA
Conger conger (European conger) is the source of this 4505-nucleotide messenger RNA. RefSeq names its product zinc finger protein 883-like. The coding region runs from base 101 to 3526 and encodes 1141 amino acids. NCBI's taxonomy places the organism in Eukaryota, Metazoa, Chordata, Actinopteri, Anguilliformes, Congridae. Gene Ontology annotation, molecular function: DNA-binding transcription factor activity; RNA polymerase II cis-regulatory region sequence-specific DNA binding. The record is from RefSeq and is a predicted model, not a curated record. Gene Ontology annotation, biological process: regulation of transcription by RNA polymerase II. The transcript has 6 exons.